GAGGGACGGGGCAAAGAUGGCGGCGCCCGUCCUGCUGCGGGUGUCGGUGCCGCGCUGGGAGCGGGUGGCGCGGUCCGCCGUGUGCGCCGCCGGCAUCCUGCUGUCCCUCUACGCCUGCCACCUGGAGCGCGAGAAGGGCCGUGACAGCCACUACCAGGCGCUGUGCGACCUCAGCGAGCGGGUGCGCUGCUCCGCCGCCAUCACCUCCAGAUGGGGUCGAGGAUUCGGUCUGUUGGGUUCCAUCUUUGGAAAGGACAGUGCAAUAAAUCAGUCAAACAGUGUUUUUGGACUCGUGUUUUAUAUACUACAAAUGCUACUUGGUAUGACAGCAAGUGCAGUAGCAGCUCUAAUCCUCAUGACAUCCUCCAUAGUGUCUGUAGUAGGGUCAUUGUACUUGGCAUACAUUCUGUACUUCGUGCUGAAGGAAUUUUGCAUUGUCUGCGUCAUCACAUAUUUGCUGAACUUCAUUCUCUUUAUCAUCAACUACAAACGACUAGUUUAUUUGAACGAGGCCUGGAAACGGCAACUCCAACCCAAACAGGAAUAACCCCUGUUUGAACUCUUGACUGACAGUCUGAAGACCCAACUUCCAUUAAGUUUAUUUUGCAGUAAUUUUUUAUUCUCCAUAUCAGACACUUUCCCCGAGAAUCAUAACUGAAUUUUUAAUUAUAAAUUUGAAGGGGCCCCCGAUAAUUUCUCUGUGCUAAUCUUCAGUUUAAAUGUGGUUGUGAAAGAAAGCUCUAAUACAAUCAAAGACAAGCUUUAACUUUACUUUGAAGGAGUUUUAGCCACAGCAAAACCUAGACUCUCUCUUCCCCCUCCACUUGUGAAGUGGGUAACACUUGCUAUAAAAUAUCCUGUAUAUAAAUUCAGGUAUAACAAGAUGUGAUCAUGACAUUAAAUAUUCUAGACUAGCAUCACCAUAUUUAAUGUUGCCAUGUUUACAGUAUGUGUAUUACUUUUUUGUUUCGUUUUGGUUUUUUUUUUAGCUGAUGGACUUAGAUUUGACUAGGACUUACACUGUAAAUAAAAUUAGAACUAUUGGUUUCAUCCCUGGAGAACUCACUGUACAAUGGGUUUUGUUAGGAGCUGUCAGAGGGUUCAGCUCACAGUCGACUGACACGAUGGAAGAAGUGACCUCUGAAGAGAACACGGAGUUGCUGCACUCACUGCUCGUGCUGUCCCAAGAAUGAUGCUUGGGGUUGGUUCCAUUUUUUUUUUUCUUCUGUCUUUCUUUUUGUCUCCAGUACCGAAAAAUGGAAUUAAAGCUGAAACCUGAAGUGUGUUCAUUAAACCACAACCUCGUUAAUUCUGUACCGAGUGAAAAUAGCUUCGUGUGGUCGAUGGGAAGCCGCCACCAGGAUAUUCUGUGCAGGCUGGGGGUUGGUGUAUCAAAGUGUUCUUUGAAAGGACUCAGUUUCCAUGCAGAGCUGUUUCAUUUUUAAGCUGUGGUCAGCCAGCCAGUGUUACUAAUGUUUGAUGUUCUAUGAAUGCUGCAGUAUAGGAUUGCAAUUGCAGUGGAAACCACUGACUGAGCGGGAUAACCAAGUCGUGCACUGAAAAAGCAGUUACUUAAUUGAUCUUCGUCAGGAUCCUUGGUUUGUGCUAUAUUGGGAAAUGAACUUUAGGCCUGACACACACACACAAGAUCCCUUGGAAGGGCAAGCUGUUUAAUGGGAUAAGUGAGUAAAUGUGCUCCUGAAAAUGAAAUGUGAUAUAGUGCUAUCAUUGCUCUUUCUAAUAACUAAUUGGGAAAAAAAAAAAUUAAACUGCGGAUUUAAAGGAACAAAAUUGUACAUGUUGUUUCUGCACUCAGUAUUCUAAGGCUGAAUGUUAAAAGUGCCUUCUGUCUUAAAAUCUUAAACCAAAUACUUUGUGUUGAACUUGGCAGGCAGAAGUGUCCUUGCUUUAAAAAUGAACAAACAAACAAACAAAAUUCCCAGCAAACUUGCUGGGGAUAGAGGAGUAUUUAAGAGAUAUGGUUUAGUUUUUAGACUGAGAAGUGGUAGCAGUAUUGUUUCAGUUUAAUUAAAAAAGGUUGAUGGCCAUUUGGAAAAGUAAAAUAUUUGUGUUUCAGACUCUGUGACACCAAAAUGUGUAGGUUCAGUUACUUUCUGUAAUUGGUGCUGUGCUGCUUUUUGCCCUUGUCAGCUUCUAAAUAUGGAGAAUUCCAACUGCAUACCAUUUAUUUAAAGAAUUAAUCUAACUACUUUUUGGAUUUUUUUUCUCAAACAUGAAUGUCAGAGAGACACUUCCGUUGUAUGGAUAAGUGGAUUAUAAACACUAAGUUGCUGAGGAUAAACUUGACUGUGAAACAUGCAGUGUUUCCGUAGAGCAAAUUUUUAGAUUGAAUCCACAAAAUAGUAUUUAAAUUACUACUGAAGUCAUUUUCUGGUUUGUAUCAAGGAUGUAGGUGGAAACUGCUUUUAUGUAUAGAGUUCUGUGGUAUGAGUAACAUCUGUUGCAUGUAACACUAAAUUACUUGUCCCUCUUGUCUGACAGUUUUAGACAACAAUUCAUUAAAUGCAUUUUGUAUUGACCAGA
This is a messenger RNA of Neopelma chrysocephalum (saffron-crested tyrant-manakin), 2544 nucleotides long. It is a transcript of the gene VKORC1L1, whose product is annotated as vitamin K epoxide reductase complex subunit 1 like 1. Gene Ontology annotation, biological process: vitamin K metabolic process; peptidyl-glutamic acid carboxylation. Gene Ontology annotation, molecular function: vitamin-K-epoxide reductase (warfarin-sensitive) activity. Bases 17 to 547 code for a protein of 176 amino acids. Lineage: Eukaryota; Metazoa; Chordata; Aves; Passeriformes; Pipridae. The transcript has 3 exons. The record is from RefSeq and is a predicted model, not a curated record.